Messenger RNA from Myotis lucifugus (little brown bat), 1269 nucleotides. RefSeq names its product tetraspanin 1 (gene TSPAN1). The record is from RefSeq and is a predicted model, not a curated record. The transcript is spliced from 8 exons. Bases 155 to 874 code for a protein of 239 amino acids. NCBI's taxonomy places the organism in Eukaryota, Metazoa, Chordata, Mammalia, Chiroptera, Vespertilionidae. Gene Ontology annotation, cellular component: membrane.
ACACCUGCCCCGCCUGCAGGUGAGCAGUGUUGUGUGAGAGCCAGCUGCCUGUCUGCCCACUCAGUGGCAGUUCCCUGGAGCUAUCUGUCCCGCUGGAGCCUCAGCAGAUCCUUCUUUCAGAAGUCACUACCAAGAGUCCUGAACAGGAGCCACCAUGCAGUGCUACAGCUUCAUUAAGACCAUGAUGAUCUUAUUCAAUUUUCUCAUCUUUCUGUGUGGUGUGGCCCUGUUGGCAGUGGGGAUCUGGGUGUCAGUCGAUGGGCCAUCCUUCCUGAAGAUCUUCGGGCCGCUGUCGUCCAGUGCCAUGCAGUUUGUCAACGUGGGCUACUUCCUCAUCGCAGCUGGCGCUGUGCUCUUUGCUCUUGGCUUCCUGGGCUGCUACGGUGCUCACACUGAGAACAAGUGUGCCCUCAUGAUGUUCUUCUUCAUCCUCCUCAUCAUCUUCAUUGCUGAGGUCGCAGCUGCUGUGGUCGCCUUGGUGUAUACCUCAGUGGCUGAGCACUACCUGACAUUGGUGGCAGUGCAAACCAUCAAGAAGGACUAUGGCUCCCAGAAGGACUUCACACAAGUGUGGAACAGCACCAUGGAAGGGCUCAAGUGCUGUGGCUUCAACAACUACACGGAUUUUGAGGAGUCUCCCUACUUCACAGCUAACCAGGUCUUUCCCCCAUACUGUUGCUUUGAUGAUGUCAAUGGCACGGAACCCUGCACCAAGAAGAGGGCCGAGGACAAACCUGUACAGGGUUGCUUCAAGCAGCUUCUGAGUAACGUCCGAACCAAUGCAAUCACUGUGGGUGGUGUGGCAGCCGGAAUUGGAGGCUUGGAGCUGGCUGCCAUGAUUGUGUCCAUGUACCUGUACUGCAAUUUGAAAUAAGUCUGCCUCUGCCUCCGCCACUGCUCCUGCCACACAGGAACUGGGAAGAGCACCCUGGCACUGCCAAAAGGCCGUGAUCAGGGUGGCGACAGGAUCUAACAGUGUCAUUUGGGCCAGAGUGGGGCCACAUGGGGACCACCCCUUCUAUUGGUGGGGUUGGGGCCCACCUGUUCCAGAGCCAGUUCUAGGGUAGCCAGUUCUCCUGCCCAUUCCUCUAGUCUGUCUCUCAAACCCUUGAUACCCCUUCAGGACAACAGGAGCUCUUGGUGACCCCAGUACUCCACUGGGGAAUAAGGCACCCUAUAUCCUGAGCACAUGCAAAAUUAGUAGUAACCGGGCGGAUGUAUAGAAGGCAUUUCAGAAUUCAUAAACCAAUUAAAUUGUUUCCACUGGGA